GAACAUGCUGUUGUUCCAGAAAGCCCCGCUCGCACCGCGACAUAAAGCCGUGCUGCGUUAGGUGCAGGUCGACUCACACUCACAUUCGGCUCCCUAAAGUAACUGAUUAGGACAUAGAAUAAAUGCGCUUACAAAGCCGGGGGAGAGUGACCGAACUGGUGACCGCACCAACUCGAACUCGUGUCGCCUGUCUUGUGAUUUAAAGUGUAGUCGCAGACUUAAGAAUUGAGGGAACAAAAAUGAGUGGCACUGCUGCUAUAACGUCCGCUCACAACUGAGGUUUGCGGAAAUGGCGGAAGUGGAGCCCCAGCAAGUCCUACGGGGCCACUUUGGCGAGGUGCAAAGCCUCAGCUUUUUGUCCGAGCUGCAUCUGUUCUCGGGGGACUUCAACGGGGAGGUUCGCCUGUGGGACUUGAGCUCAUGCCGCGCUGAGUAUACCGUCAGGUUGCACGACACCAACGCGGGCGUCCUGCACCUGGCCUGCUUGCCCAACCACGGAGCGCUUGUCAGCCAGGGCAGGGAUGGCUGUGUGAAGGUAUGGGCGCUAGACCAGACGGGCGUGCCGGACAGGCCAGAACCGCUGCACCAAGCGGCGACGGGGUCUUUUAACUUCUGUCGCUUUGCUGUGUGGGCUCCUAGCAGCGCUCCGCACCAGGUGGUGGCUGAAGGGAUUGCUGCACCCGCUGUACGACAAGACUUGCGGGGUGUCUACCUGGCGUCCGCAGCACACGACCCGUCCGAGGUGGCAGUCUGGCGCCCCGCGGAGGCGGCAAAUGCGGUGGUGCACCUGCGCCAGAACGCGGCGGAGACCAAGCACGGCAUGUGCAUGUCACUGGCCUUCCUCGCGCCCGCCGGAGAGGCCGCAAGUGCCAGCGGCAGCAACAUCAGCAGCAUUGCUAGCAGCAGCCUGGGCGGCGCUCCAGGCAGCGGUGAGGGUGCCGGAGGCGGACCGCGCUACCUGGUGACCGGGUACGAGGAUGGCGUGGCGGCGCUGUGGGACCUGCGCAGCCCCAGCCGGCCGCUGGGCUCGGCCCGCCUGCACAGCGAGCCCGUCAUGUGCUGUGACGCGCGCCCCGCCGCCUCCAAGGGCAGCAAGGGUGAUGCAGCGGCACCGGCAGAGGCAAGAGCAACAGGUCUAGAUGCCGAGUUGCCGGCGGCCGCGGCGCUACCUGCGAUGUCGUCCACGCCUGCCUCGUACGACCUCAUCACGGGCUCCGCGGACGACGCCGUGUCUUGCUGCAACCUGCGGCCGGCGGAGGCGCAGCCGGUGCGGCUGGCCAAGCAGAUCAAGCUGCGGGAGGCCGGCACAGCCGACGUGCGCAUUCGGUCGGAUGGCAAGCUGUUCGCAUGCGGCUGCUGGGACGGCAGGGCUCGUCUGUACUCCCUUCGCAAACGCGGGCCCUUGGCGGUCCUUAAGUAUCACCGCAGUCAAGUCACAGCCGUGGCCUUCAGCCCCGUCACCCGCACUCUGGCCACCGCCUCCCGGGACACCACAGUGGCGCUGUGGUCUGUGUAUACUACUGCCGCAGAAGCCGGUCGCAGUAGUGAUGCAUAGCAUGUGCGACUCUGAGACUCUGAGAUGACUGUUGCUUCAGCUUUGCUUGCGUCGUGGGUGGUUGUGGGCAGUGUGUGCAUGCGGCGGAUGAGGCCCGGAGUUGCUGGAAGCCACUAUCAUAGGCAAGUUGACUGCGGCUGCAGUCUGUAUAUAGUGACCUUCGUGAAUUACUACAUAGAGUUUGCAAGAGGUCUCUAGAAUAGCUGGACUUUGGUCUCUGCUUGCAUUCCCGCGCAAGCGGCUCGCGGACGCAAAACACGACCAGCUUAUUCUCUUUUGGUCGCUAGCUCAUAAACAUU
This is a messenger RNA of Chlamydomonas reinhardtii, 1854 nucleotides long. RefSeq lists its product as uncharacterized. The record is from RefSeq and is a predicted model, not a curated record. The transcript has 10 exons. The coding region runs from base 290 to 1555 and encodes 421 amino acids. NCBI's taxonomy places the organism in Eukaryota, Viridiplantae, Chlorophyta, Chlorophyceae, Chlamydomonadales, Chlamydomonadaceae. Gene Ontology annotation, molecular function: protein binding.